Dermacentor silvarum is the source of this 4403-nucleotide messenger RNA. RefSeq names its product transmembrane 9 superfamily member 2. The transcript has 16 exons. Gene Ontology annotation, biological process: protein localization to membrane. Lineage: Eukaryota; Metazoa; Arthropoda; Arachnida; Ixodida; Ixodidae. The record is from RefSeq and is a predicted model, not a curated record. Bases 112 to 2124 code for a protein of 670 amino acids. Gene Ontology annotation, cellular component: membrane.
ACAGACACGCCGCCUACUUUUUUUUUAGAACCGUGGAACGGCUGAUGUGGGCUCCGUUUUUACGGCACCUUUUCGUAGCGGUCCCGUAGAGACCCCGUCCUGUGCACCCCGAUGUUUGGUGCCCCGUGGACGAGAAAUCGACACGCCAUGUCUUCUCCGAGGACCACAGCGCUCGGCGCAGUGCUGAUUCUGGUCGUGCUUCACGUAGCAUCCGCUUUCUACCUCCCCGGCCUUGCCCCCGUCAACUACUGCAAGCCAGGCUCGACAACCAAGCAGUGCCAAACAAAGAUUGACCUUUUUGUGAACAGGCUAGACUCUGAUGAGUCUGUCAUCCCAUACGAGUACCAACACUUCGACUUCUGCACAACCAAUGGGACGACGUCACCAGCAGAGAACCUUGGCCAAGUAGUGUUCGGCGAGAGGAUUCGCCUGUCGCCUUAUGUGAUUGACUUUAUGGUGAACAAGACGUGCGCCAAGCUCUGCACACGUCAGUACGGUCCAAACAUCGUUGGUUCGGCGGCCCGCCUGGACCAGCUGCGCAAGGGCAUGAUGAAACAGUACCGGCACCACUGGAUUGUGGACAACAUGCCGGUCACCUGGUGCUACCUGAUCGACACUGAUAAGCAGUACUGCUCCAUGGGCUUCCCCAUGGGAUGCUUCACCUACCGCAACAGCCAGCCCCGGGGCCUGUGCAGUGUCACGUCCGAGUUCUCCAAGCCGGAGACGUUCUACCUGUUCAACCACGUGGACCUGACCAUCUCGUACCACAAGAGCGAGAAGGAGUCCUGGGGAAGUUCCUUCAUCGAGGAAGGAGGGCGCAUCAUCUCCGUCAAGGUGCAGCCUCGGAGCAUCAAACACAAGAACGCCGAGACGCCGACAUGCGACGCAGGCGAGCACCUGACCCUUGGCCUCAAAGACAACGGCCCUUUGACCAUCACCUACACUUACAGCGUGACCUUCGUGAGGAACGACCACGUGCGCUGGUCGUCCAGAUGGGACUACAUCCUCGAGUCUCUGCCGCAGACCAACAUCCAGUGGUUCAGCAUCAUGAACAGCCUGAUCAUAGUGCUCUUCCUGACCGGCAUGGUGGCCAUGAUCCUGCUCAGGACACUCCACAAGGACAUUGCUCGCUACAACCAGAUGGACUCUGGGGACGAUGCCCAGGAGGAGUUUGGGUGGAAGUUGGUGCACGGCGACGUCUUCCGCACUCCCCGCAGGGGCAUGCUGCUCUCGGUGUUCCUCGGCAGCGGCACGCAGAUCUUCUUCAUGACCUUCAUCACCCUGCUUUUCGCCUGCCUGGGCUUUCUGUCACCAGCCAAUCGUGGGGCUCUCAUGACCUGUGCCAUGGUCCUGUUUGUGUGCCUUGGAACACCAGCUGGAUAUGUCUCAGCUAGGAUCUACAAGUCCUUUGGCGGGGAGCAGUGGAAGCUGAAUGUGCUGCUGACGGCGCUGGUGUGCCCGGGCGUUGUGUUCAGCCUGUUCUUUGCGCUGAACCUGCUGCUUUGGGCCAAAGAGAGCUCGGCCGCCGUGCCCUUCACCACGCUGCUGGCACUGCUGGCCCUGUGGUUUGGCAUCUCGCUCCCGCUCACCUUUGUGGGUGCCUACUUUGGCUUCAAGCGCAGGGUGCUGGAGAACCCCGUGCGGACCAACCAGAUCCCCCGCCAGAUCCCCGAGCAGUCCCUGUACACCCAGGUGGUGCCGGCCAUCUUCAUGGGUGGCAUCCUGCCCUUUGGAUGCAUUUUCAUCCAGCUUUUCUUCAUCCUCAACUCCAUCUGGUCUAGCCAGAUGUACUACAUGUUUGGAUUCCUUUUCCUGGUCUUCAUUAUCCUGAUCAUCACCUGCUCGGAGACCACCAUACUGCUCUGCUACUUCCACCUGUGCUCUGAGGACUACCACUGGUGGUGGCGGUCCUUCCUGACCAGUGGCUGUACGGCGUUCUACCUGUUUGUCUACUGCAUCCACUACUUCACGCGACUCAGCAUCACGGGCGUGGCCUCCACCUUCCUCUAUUUUGGAUACACCCUCAUCAUUGUGUUCCUUUUCUUCCUCCUCACCGGCACUGUGGGCUUCUUCUCCUGCUUCUGGUUCGUGCGCAAGAUCUACAGUGUCGUCAAGGUCGACUGAACAGCGGGACAAGACGUCCACCAUGCGCCGUCAGUGUCAGAUGGUUGUCGUGGCUGGCCGAGCGCUCUUGCAUGGGACGCAGAAAUGAGACAUUGGUUUGUGGCGGCAGCUUGCCGUACGUACGUCCGCCUGUUGUCUCCAGGCAGGUGCAGACGACAACUUCUGUGGGGGUCCCUUCCGGUGUGGCAAUGGCCAAACUGUCUCGCCAAGCCUGUCACGUGGCAGGUGUUGUGCCUGAGGAGUGAACCACCAAAAGAACCCACCCUGGAGGGGGAGAGAGAGAGCCACUGUUGCACUUGUGCCAGCGUGGCGUUCUCGUGUGUAGUCUUGUCCAUUUUUGUUGCUUUGUAGUAGUACUGAGAAGUGUUUUUACUGCAUAUUUUUGUGUGUGUUUCGCGUAGCGUGCAAUGCCCCCCCCCCCUCCCCCAUCCCUGCCUGCCUUUGUUUAUUUCUUUUUUACAAUGUUUGUGUUACAAUUUGUUUCGUUGUGUCCACGCCAUAGUUUUGAGCAGAACGCUAGACAGACCCAGUCUGCGGAGUAAAAAAAAAGUACAUUUGGCGUCGCAUCGUUCAAGCUACGGCGAUAGUCAAAUUCACUGGCCCGAAGAAACCGCUACCUGGCAAUUGUCUUUUGUUGCCAUCUUGUAUGGUUGCCGUUGCACUUUAGUCUGCACAUGUUCCUUCUCACCCUUAGUUAUGCUAAUCACGCCACGAGUGCUCCUUGGCGAUUGUCCACAGGGUGGCUAUUACGAGGAAGACAUGUGUGAUUGUGGUGCAUGUGGUGUGAAUGCAGAUUAAUGCUUACAUGUUCUUGGGGUUUUUUUUUUCUUCUUCUUCUUUUGGGCACAGCAUGGGCUCGCUUACUGCAGUCAAGUUAGUCGAUAACAAAAUUUCAAACACUUAUUGUUAUGAUGAGGUUAUUGGUCUACUCUGCUAGUUAUGCGACUAGAACAGGGCAAGUGCUGUUAGUUCACACUUUAGGUCCGCACGACCAGUUUAAAUGCAGUUCUCAAGCUGUGCAUUGCACACAAAAGUGGGAGAUGCUGGCUGGGUAAGGCAUGUGUUUUAUAGUAAUGCUGUUCAUUUGUUAUUUUCUUCAUACCCGUCAACAGCCGUGUAUUUUAAUGAACUUUGCAAUUGGUGUGUGAAGUCCCUUUACAUUUAAGUUAUCGAGAACACGCCCACCUUGUCAAACAAUCUUGUCGCAUUCUAGUAGGCUGUGGCACUGGUUUUUGAAAGCUCUACAGGCAAUCUAAUUGUGUGCAAAACUAAAAAUUAUUUGUUUUCCCGUAAUGAAAAGCCUGUUGUGCACCAAAGUUGUAAAUGUGAUGUUUUUUUUUUUCUUUGUAUAUUUCAUGCAGUGUUCAAUACCUCUCAGUUGACCUGGCACAAACUUUCUUUUUAUUAUUAUUAUUAUCAUGGUUCACAUAGUUUGCUCGGAAUAUUCCAGCAGAUGGAAGCUGUAGUGUACAGUUGUGUGCCCUGUAAUGCUUGUGAUAAAAUGUGAUGACUUUCCUUUUUUCUAAAGGUUGUCUUGAGCGUGGGCAGUGGUUUAGGGUGUGUGAAACUGGCCCGUUCCAUGGGCACUUUUUUAGGAUAAGUCAUAAAAUGUCCUGGCUGGCAAUCUCCUGCUGCAGUAUCGCUGUAGCAUGCCACGUCAUCAGCUCUAUCACGAGCUCGUCACGUUUCUUACACAGCUCUGUGCCCGGGAUGCCCAUGUGCACUGCUGCUGAAAUUUUUAGCCACCCCAAAACUAACGAAAUCUUCAUUUUGUACUAUAAGGAAUGAGCUCUUGAAAAGUCUUCUUAGGUUGUAAAUCGCCACAGUGCUUUGAAGUUGCGAAAUUGUGCUACGUCGUGCAUGCAGUGCAGUGCGUUCAUUUGUGCAUGAGCAAGUAUAGCAGCAAUGCACUUCUCAUGCAGAAAUGUAACGCCACGAAUCUAGGCAAACUUGUCAGUCAAACUUUGUGUUGUUGUUGUAGACACCAUGUUUGUGUGAAGCACUACAGCUCUACGACUUCGUUUCCUAGAAUUGAUGUUUGGGUAAUGCGAGGAUUCAUUCUUUUUUUGUUUACAUGCCAUUGUGGUCUGUUAUGUUUUGGGCCAGCGUUUGAUCAUAGUCAAGUAAUGCUAUCCUUAGGUGGUGUGUUUUGAAGCAACUGAAGGUUGCCUUUUUUUUUUUGUCUUGUGGGCUUAGCUGUAGCAUGCUUGGAAGCACUACAUACGCUGUGCAAGAUAAGCUACUGAAGAAGCAUGUAUUAAAUUUAUUAUGUUGCUCAA